Messenger RNA from Protopolystoma xenopodis, 1278 nucleotides. NCBI's taxonomy places the organism in Eukaryota, Metazoa, Platyhelminthes, Monogenea, Polystomatidea, Polystomatidae. The record is from the annotation of a GenBank genome assembly.
AUGCAAAAACUGCUUGAUUUGAGGCCUUCUAAAGAAGAAUUCCUGGAUUUGCUGAAUAGUAAUGCUCAUACAUUGGGAAAAAUCUUCGUUGACGACUGGGCCGAACUCCUGUCUGAAAUUUAUGGAAAUGACAUAUCGACUUAUCCUAUAUGCCAGCGCAAGCUUAAUAUUUUUAUUAAUAUCUCUUGGGAGCGCAUAAAUAUUGGACAUUGGAAGAAUGUGCCUGAUGGAUGGAGAAUAGCCUAUUCAUGUUCCAGAAUUUUGAACGCGUUCAUGCACAUUCAACCAUGUAUAGAUGAAAUUAACUCUUCUGCACUAAAAAUGGCCAUAAAAGAUAUUGACAUGGCUUUAAUCCUUGGGAUUCCUAUAUUCACUGGAAUGGCCAAUAAGGUGGCUAAGCUGAUACAAGAAAUGCUCUUCAAUCUUGAAGGAUCAAUUUGUACAUCUAUCAGACAUAUUCAAACUACGAUUUUUGACGUUGAGUCCGUGUAUAAUUUAAUUAACAAAAAGUUGAUUCUUCUUGAACGAUAUUCUAAACCUAGUAUUGAAUGUUUCUCUCGUCUUCUAAAGGUUGGCAAGCCAUUUAUAUUGACUGGAAGUAUGAAUAGCUGGCCAGCCUUCACUUCUCAAGAGCACCAGUGGUCUCUUUAUUACUUGUCCAAAGUUGCUGGGUUUCGCACUGUACCUAUCGAACUAGGCUCGAAAUAUACUGAUUCUGAAUGGGGGCAGAAAUUGAUGACUAUAAAUGACUUCAUAAAAAACUACAUUUUGAACCAAAAUGCCGCCGAUAAAAUUGGUUACUUGGCUCAACACCAACUCUUUCUUCAAAUCCCAGAAUUGUUUGAAGAUUUGGUCACGCCUGAUUAUUGCUUUUGUUGCACUCUGGAAGAUAACAAUGGGGAAGUCGAUAGUAAUAUUUGGUUCGGUCCCUCUGGUACCAUAUCACCACUUCAUCAUGAUGGAGAAAAAGCCAAUCUCUUGGCCCAGAUCUCUGGCUCUAAAUAUGUAAUUCUUUACACAUAUGAGCAAACAGCUUCGCUAUACCCUUGUGCUGACGAGAUGCUUCAAAAUACUUCGCAAGUUGAUGCGGAACAUCCAGAUCCUUCUUUGUACCCUAAAUUUGAAGAGGCGUUUGGCUUCCAUGGCAUACUUAACGCUGGCGAGAUGCUUUUUAUUCCUCCAAGCUGUUGGCACUACAUUAGAUCCCUGUCUACAAGCAUCUCAGUAAAUUUCUGGUGGAAUUUAGACAAAUCUCUUUUCACUGAUCCGGUUUUGUAG